Messenger RNA from Python bivittatus (Burmese python), 4011 nucleotides. Its product is annotated as integrin alpha-D-like. Lineage: Eukaryota; Metazoa; Chordata; Lepidosauria; Squamata; Pythonidae. Gene Ontology annotation, biological process: cell-cell adhesion; cell-matrix adhesion; cell adhesion mediated by integrin. Gene Ontology annotation, molecular function: integrin binding. The record is from RefSeq and is a predicted model, not a curated record. Gene Ontology annotation, cellular component: integrin complex; external side of plasma membrane.
AUUGGGUUCACCUGCUGCAUUAAAUAUACCCUGGUCAGGAGGAAAAAGGGGCCAUAAUAGAGAACUGGUUAAGAAAUACUUUGAAUAAAUACAGAUUACGCAAAUGAAUGAUCGAAGCAGAAGUUGGAGGGGCCAAGAAUGUGGGGAGGAAAUAUAUGCUGGUGUGGUAAGAGUAGGAAGUGAGAUGCAGAACUGCAACAGAGGAGAGGUCCCCGGAGAGCUGAAGCGACAGCAUGGUUUCUGUCCCUGAAGUGGAGCUGCUCUGCCAAGCUGCAUUCCUCCUUUGCAUUGGCUGUGGCCUUCCGUGCUUUUCAGCUUUUAGCCUCAUCGAUACCGAGGCUCCUGUGAUUUUCCAUGGUGAGAAAGCUGACCAGUUUGGCUAUCGCGUUGUCCAGACGAAAUCCGGUGGCACUUCCUGGUUGGUAGCGAGCGCUCCCCUUGCUGGCAAUCGGACAGGUUCCCUUUUCCGAUGCUCAUACGAUACACAGAAAUGCCAACCAAUUGUCCUCCACCACACUUCUGGAAUAUCUUUGGGUCUUUCGCUGGCUGCUGAUGAAGCAUCUGAAUCCAAAAUAAUAGCCUGUGGUCCAACUUGGGAACGACGAUGUGGGCAGCUUGAUUAUCUGAAUGGCAUCUGCUAUAUUCUGAAUAGCUUUGGUCAAGAUGUGAAGGAGAUCCAGCCAGCUUUCCAAGAGUGCAUAUUUGGUGUGGAUGCUGUGAUUUUAUAUGAUGAUUCUGGGAGCAUUCGCAACUCUGACUUCCACAUCAUGCAGAACUUCUUCCUGAAGCUGAUGGACUCUGUGACUGGGGUGGAUGUGCAGUUUGCUGUGGUUCAGUACUCCACUGAACCCUACCUUGUUUUUGAUUUCACAUUUUAUAAUAAAACUAGAGAGCGGGUAAAAGAAGUUAUCCUCAAUACUGUUCGUACCCGAGGAAACACCUACACUCCUACUGCUAUUCGCUUUGUGGUAGAGAAGGUCUUCACAGCAAAACAUGGCAUGCGCCCUCACAGCAAGAAACUCCUCAUUGUCCUGACAGAUGGCAUCUCCAAUGACCAAAUGAACACAUUUGAAAACACAACAGAAGCUGCCAGCAAGAAAGGGAUAAUCCGCUAUGCCAUUGGGGUUGGUCGGGAUUUCUUGACGGCUCAAGAUGAGCUGCGCAAAAUUGCUUCAUCAAAUGAAAAUGUCUUUCCUGUGGCAAGUUUUGAGGGACUUGAUCAGCUUCAGAAACAGCUGAAAGAUAAGAUCUUUGCUAUUGAAGGGGUCUCUGGAACAUCACCUGGUGCCUCGCCUGGCAGUUCUUUCCAGAAAGAACUUUCCCAAGGCGGAUUCAGCUCCCUUCUUACACCGGAACAUGCGGUGACUGGAGUUGUUGGUGCUAAUGGCUGGACUGGGGGGUUAGAAGAAGCAUCCUUUGGGGAACCUCCCGUGACCAAAUUCCUGAACAUGCCUUACAGCAGCUUGAAGGAGUCGUAUAUGGGUUACUCUGUGGCUUUAGCUCGCUUUGGCCAAUGGAAAUUCUACAUCACUGGAGCUCCUCGGUACCAGCACGUUGGCCAAGUCCUGGUCUUUGAAAGCAAGAGUGGACACUUAAUAGGGAAUAUUCAGGGUCAGCAGGUGGGUUCUUACUUUGGUGCUGAACUUGCCUCUGUGGACUUAAAUGAAGAUGGAAACACUGAUCUCCUUCUAAUUGGGGCUCCUCUUUACUACAAUGGAAGCCAAGGUGGGAUUGUACAAGUCACCUCCAUCAGCAACACGGGUAAGCUUGUUCACCUUCAGACAUUGCAUGGAGUCCCAAGUAAUGGACUAGGCCGUUUUGGGGCAGCUCUCUCCGCAUUAGGGGAUGUGAGCGGUGAUGGCCUUACCGAUGUGGCCGUAGGAGCCCCCAUGGAGGAUGAAGAUCGAGGGGCCAUUUACAUCUUCCUAGGUGAAACAGGCAGACUGAAGGAAACGUACAGCCAGCGGAUUUCUGCCAUCUCUGUUUCUCCUAUGCUCCAGUUUUUUGGGCAAUCCAUCCAGGGAAGGUUGGAUCUGAGCAGGGAUGAGCUGACCGACCUAGCCGUUGGGGCUCUUGGAAGUGCAGUGCUGCUUCGAUCCCGGCCUGUUUUUACCGUCCUCACUUCACUGAGAUUCUCCCCUCACUCAGUCCCCCUGGAUGACCCAAACUGUGGAAGCAGGAAAGUUUCUGGAGUUAGUCCUCGUGGGAAAGUCAGUCUUUGCUUCACCUUGAAUCUACUCAGCACGAAUUGGAACUCUGGUUCUCUGAGAGCCAUAAUCUCCUUCAUCCUCAAGUUUGAUGUUAAGCAGACCUUACCACGCCUGAUGCUAGAGAAUGAGGCACCCAGUUUUUCAGAUACUGUCCGAAUUGGAGUUAUGCCCAUCUGUGUCAACAAGACCCUGUGGGCUCAGGUCUGCCUGGAUGACUCCUUCUCUCCAGUUGUGCUGCAGACAAACUUCUCAGUGCAGGAAGAACCAGACGCCUCUGACAGGAACCUCCGACCCGUCCUUCACCCUGAGACAAAAACCUCCACUGACGUCGAGGUUCCCUUCCAGAAAGACUGUGGUCAGGAUGGUGUGUGUGCGCCUGAUCUUUCUGUAUCUUUUAACUUUUCAGGAUCUAAAGGACUGAGGCUGAACCCAAAUUUCAUACUGAACUUAACAGUGAAACUAGAAAAUCUGGGAGAAUUGGCAUAUGAGCCCUCCAUUUCCUUUCAGUACUCUUCUGUUUUGUCCUUCCAGGGAGCUUCAGUUCUUCAAUCAAAUUGGCGCCUGUUCCCGGCUUGUCAAAUGCAGGGAUCCCAAGGAAAUACAUCCGUACGCCACAGCUCCUGCCAUUUCAGGCCACCCGCUCUCAGGAGAGGCACUCAGGCCUUCCUCCGGGUUUCCUUCCGCUCCUCCAGAGGUGAUACCUGGUAUGACAAGUUUGUAUACUUCAUCGUCCGUGCGCACAGUCAGAAUGAGAGCAGCAUGCAGGAAAACAAUGAGGCUACUGGCCAGCUACCUGUUUUGCACCCCAUCAACAUCAUAGUGAAAGGGCUUAAAUCCAUUACAUACCUCAACUUCUCUACCGAGAGCCCAGAGAAGAAAAUACUUACACAUAGCUAUGAGGUGAGAAAUUUGGACUCAAACUCUACUGCAGUCAAUGUGACUUUUGAGCUUCCUUUAAAGACAAAACAGGGGUUCUUCUGGAAUGUAACCCCAUCCUACAGUGAUGUGAUAAAUAACUUCUCAUGCACACCGUUGUUCACUCUCAGAACGGGAAUCCACAGGAAGAACAGCACGAAACCCAUCACGAGAGGCUGUCUGGGAGCUGUUGCUUGCCCCAAAAUUCACUGCUUUAUCAGUAGUCUUGCUAAGGGAGAAUGGAUCAUGUUCAAUUUUUCUGGAGAUUUUUACAGAGAAGAUGAAUCUUUCAAACUGAAGUCCGAAAUAGUUCAUCUUCGCAGCGAGGCAUCCAUAAGAGUGGAUGAGACCAGAUUUUUCCUGAAUGAACGAGAGGAUUUCCAUUUCAGCCAGAUCACCACAGAAAUUGAGUUGAUUUCGCCGUUCAAUCCUGUUCCCAUCAUCAUUGGCAGCAUCAUUGGAGGCAUUGUGCUUUUAGCCAUUCUAGUGGCUGUCUUGUAUAAGUUUGGAUUCUUUAAACGCACCCGUGCACCCCAAAUGGAUGAAAAUGCAGCAGGAGCAGCUGUUCCCAGUGACCAAGCUCCUCCAACUUCAGCUGGUUCCUAAGGGAGAAGGGGAUUCUGGGUCUGGGUACAACAUGGAAGCCUGGAUUCCUGCCUUGUCUGGAACAAAAUUAAUACAGCCAGUGGCUAAGGGCCGAAAAAUGGAGAGGCAGGACCUCUGGAUCUUCUAGAAAAGGAAUGGGAUGGAUGGGAAGGGGAUUAGGAGAUGAGAGGGCUAGAAGCCAAGUAGAAUUAACUAAUUUAAUAAUUUUAAUACAAGAGAAAUUUAUAUUUAAAACACAAGGGUCUGGUGGUAAUUUUUUGCCCACAAAAGUGGUUUGAAC